GUCCCAUUUCUCUUUGAAAAUUAGCAUAGCAUAGGCAAUAAACGCGUCUGUCAGGCACAUUCUACUCAUUGACUCAUCAGCAUCACCAUGCCUGAACCAGCAAAAUCCGCGCCUAAAAAGGGCUCAAAGAAAGCCGUCACCAAAACUGCCGGCAAAGGAGGAAAGAAGCGCAAGAGGUCUAGGAAAGAAAGCUAUGCUAUCUACGUCUACAAAGUGCUGAAGCAGGUUCAUCCUGAUACUGGUAUUUCUUCUAAAGCGAUGGGAAUCAUGAAUUCUUUCGUCAACGACAUCUUCGAACGCAUCGCUGGUGAAUCGUCUCGUCUCGCUCACUACAACAAGCGCUCCACCAUCACAUCUAGAGAGAUCCAGACCGCCGUGCGUCUGCUGCUGCCCGGUGAGCUGGCCAAACACGCCGUGUCUGAGGGCACAAAGGCUGUGACCAAAUACACCAGCUCUAAGUGAGGCGUGAACUGACUUAAACUACCCAAAGGCUCUUUUAAGAGCCACCCACACUUUCACCAAAAGAGCGUUCAUAUGUAAUUUAUUAGUCCAACUGAACCGUCAGCUUGAACGCCGUUUUAAGAGUCAUACUAAAUUAUCUAUCGAAACACCAGUAUGAAUGACAGUUGAAAGCAAAAUAUCAAUUUCUUUUUCGCUCUUGAAAACAAAAGAAAAUACAACUAUCUCCAAGGUUUUUUUUUUAAAAAACUAAAAGCAUAUUUAAUUGCAUGUGCUUAGAUAAUUUUGUAUUCCUGUUCUGGGUGGUUUUACGCUCACAAAUCUAAUUCACAAGUGUUUUGUUCCUCAUUUUGCCAUUAUGCAUACAAGAAUAAACUCACUUGUACGCAACAAAAGUACUUUACACUAGUUCUGAAAUAUAUUCAUCAUAUAUCCAUUUUUUUUUUAUUUUAUUGAGGUUUAUAUGCCACCUGAAAGCUGAAUAAAUAGGCUUGCCAUUGAUGUAUGGAAAUACAUAUUGGACAAUAUUUAGUCGAGAUACAACUAUUUAAAAUUCUGGAAUGUGAAGGUACAAAAAAUCCAAAUAUUGAAAAAAAUCGCCUUUAAAAUUGACCAAAUGAAGUUCUUAACGUGUAUUACUAAUUAAAAAUGAAGUUUUU
Molecule: messenger RNA, 1118 nt
Organism: Labeo rohita (rohu)
Lineage: Eukaryota; Metazoa; Chordata; Actinopteri; Cypriniformes; Cyprinidae
Product: histone H2B
Exons: 1
Coding region: 88-462 (124 amino acids)
Cellular component (GO): nucleosome
Molecular function (GO): structural constituent of chromatin; DNA binding; protein heterodimerization activity
Source: RefSeq, a predicted model, not a curated record